This is a messenger RNA of Ostrea edulis (European flat oyster), 756 nucleotides long. RefSeq lists its product as uncharacterized. NCBI's taxonomy places the organism in Eukaryota, Metazoa, Mollusca, Bivalvia, Ostreida, Ostreidae. The record is from RefSeq and is a predicted model, not a curated record. The coding region runs from base 1 to 756 and encodes 251 amino acids. The transcript has a single exon.
AUGGAAGACAAUUUUCUCCACCCUGGCUACACACGCAUCCCACAGAGUUACCAGGAGUUCUACAGUACAGAUCAGAAGUUCAUGCAGCAGCAGUACCCUACCACUCCAACGUACAGUACAUAUCCAAAUGUUCUGCCGCAACACUACAGACAGAGCCUCCCUUAUCCACAGAUAACAGAUAGAGAAAACACCUCACUUCCCACCAUCACUUUCCAAGGAGACCAGUCAAACACUACAUUCCAGCCACCGAACAAUGAAACAGCCAUACACCCCUUAUGUUUCCAGUUCUUUAACCACAGGCAGAGCAAUCCCAUUUUCACCCAGCUCAAGGACAUCCUUGCAGAGGAUUGGCUUCAAGCAAACCUUCCUUCCACCCUGAUCAAGACUGUGACAAAGGACUGCAAUGACAAUGCAUACAGUGUCUCUUGUCAGAAAACUUUCAAGGUCCACAAAAGCCACCCAGCAACACAAUCGAACUACACAGCCUGCUCUCAGAUUCUGCCUAAUUCUGUGUCUUUAUUCUACAAUUCCCAGAGUGCUUCAACCUCCAAAUGUGUAUCUGCAGCAAAUCAUGUAUCCACAGGAUUAUGUUACCAACCUCUUCAACAAUAUGGACCAUCCGUAGUAGCAUUCUCUGGGUCCACUUCACCUCGAACAUCUGCCUCAUCCAGUAAAUCUCACAACAAACACGUUCUGUAUCUCACCACCACACCUGACUUGAAUGUCAGCAGCGCCUCACUACAGGAACAGAAAUGA